UUUUAAUCGUAUCUGUUUGUGGACUUUGCUUUUUGCUUGAUUUUUAUUUUUCCCGCCUGUUCCCUGUUUGUGUCUCACUGCUUCCCUCACAUCUCCCUCAGCAGCCUUUUCCAGCAUUACUUUCGACAAAAGUUUCAUUUCUUGGUCAUGGAUGAUUUCGUAAGAAACAAACUGGUUGAAUGGGGGCUAAGUGAGUGGGUGGAGAAAUUUAAAGAUAAAGAAAUUGAUGCAGAAAGUCUGUAUGAUCUUGAUGAUCAAGAAAUUGAUCAUGUGAUCACAAAAGCUGGACCAAGAGUGAAAUUCAAGAAGAACCUCAGGCUGUUAAAGUGUAAACAGGAGCAAGAAGCAGCUGAUUUGGCUCAGGUCUUUCCAUCCACAAGUGAUACAGGAAAGAGAAAAUCAGAUCUUCAAAGUGACGCCAGCAGGUUACGACCACCAGCUAAGCGACAACGUCUGUCUGUGGCGGGAUUUGCAGAAUCAGUCAUACUGUCUGAUGCAAAAAGCAUCAUGACAUUUGCACAUGCCAGACUACAUCACCAAGACAAACUCUGUGCUUUCUUGAAGAAAGAAAUCAGUGAUUUGGAGACAGACAAGAGGGAGCUGGUUGGUGUCUUUGGUAAAACUGGGGCUGGAAAGAGCUCUUUGAUAAAUGCCAUUAUUGAAGAGAAGAAUCUUUUACCCUCAGGAAGUAUCAAUGCCUGCACCUCAGUCAUGAUUAAAUUGGAAGCUAACACCUACAGCUCAAAGUAUGAGGCAGAAAUUGAGUUCAUCACAAAAGAGGAGUGGAACGAUGAGUUGUGGUCAUUUCAUCAGUUUUUUUGCAAAAAUGGAGAUCACAAAACGGAAGAUAAUGAGGAUUAUCAUGAUGCUGUGGAAAAGCUGUCAGCAGUGUACGGAGAAGAAUGGAAACAAAAGUCUUCUGAAAACCUCAUGAAGAGCAAAUAUUUCAAAGCAAUUCCAGAAUUUCUCCAAUCCAAGAGGAAGAUUUUGACAUGUGAAUCAGCUAAUGAACUCUGUGCAAAAGUUGUCAAGUACACACGAAGUGAUUCAAAACAAGAAGAAGGCAAUGAAGGAAAAAAGUGGUUUUGGCCACUAGUGAAGUGUGUGACUGUCAGGGUGCCAAACAAGCCUCUUCUCCAGCAUGUCACACUUGUGGACCUUCCUGGAAAUGGUGACUGUAACAAGAGCAGAGAUCAGAUGUGGAAAGGGAUACUUGGAAAUUGUUCUACUGUGUGGAUUGUGACUGAAAUUAAUCGAGCAGCAUCAGAGAAAGAGGCCUGGGAGAUCCUGGAAAGUGUCAGUAGUCUGAUUGGAAAUAGUGGCAAAUGUCAGCAAAUUCAUUUUAUCUGCACCAAGUCUGAUCUUCUUGAUGAUUCAGAUGAUCUUUCAUCAGCUGAAGUCCAUGAUCUAAUCACUGAAAGAAACGUGCAAGCCACGGAUGCAAUAAAGAAAGAAUUCAACAAGCGAAGCAAAAUUAGGAAACACUUCCCUGAUGACAGUUUCAAAGUGUUCACAGUGAGCUCCAAAGAGUUCCUAAAACAAAACUACUUAAGUCCAGAAGAAACUGAAAUACCCAAACUUCAGAGAUUUUUGCAAGAUCUCAAUGACUGUCACUCAGAGACAGUAAACUAUGUGAAUCGAGCUCAAGGGAUUCUGUCUUUGAUUCAAGGCGCCAACUCGAGAGGAGUGGAUAGUAAAAAAGGAGAGGUGUGUGAAGAACUUGAGAGAAACAUGAAAGUCCAACUUGAUAAUGUCAGAAAAGAAAUGAAAGACACCUGUAGGGCUUUUGAAAGAUGUCUUGAUGAUGGUGUUAAGAAAUCCUUCUUAUAUCAUGGAAAGAAUGGUGGUGCUCUUUACAAUUUACGGAAGUGUGUCGUUGAGAAUGGCGGCAUCUACAAACCAAAAAAAGGGAAACCAAUUAACCUUAAUAUGAAGUUGGCUUCAUGUCUGACUGACAGCAUUGGUGCAGAAUUCAGAAAGACCUUUCCAAAUGAAGUAAAAUGUGGAGCAUUCAACAGAGUCAUCAAUACAUUUACACUUAACACUGAUUCUCUGAUUGAAAAGUACAAAAAUGCUGAACUACAGCUCAGAUUCCUCAAGACAGAGGAAGAAAAGAUUAAGGCUAAAUUAAACAGAAUCAUCUGGGAACAGAAGAAAAAAGUCUACAGCAGUCUGGCAGAUACAAUUGAGAACAUUGUGGAAGAAGGCUACAAGAAGGCUUUAGCAUUUACAGGAGAAGACACACUGUACAACAUGAGGGAGACUAUUGAGAACCAUGUGCACUCAAAGAAGGACAUGUUUGAGCAGGCAAAAAAUACCAUGUUGGAGAAGUUGCAUGAUUUGAUGGUAGACGUCUUGGGGACUCUGGAGAAAACUAUGAAAGAAUCUAUUGGACUUUCAUUCAAGGCUGAAGAGUGCUUACUCCCAGAUGUUUCAACAGAGCUUAAGAUGGUGAAGAAACAUUAUGAUCUACUUGUAGGCACUCCAGAUGAUGAAAUAUAACUGGAAGAGCCUCUCAGUCCUGAUCUCUAAUACCUAAAGAAGAACUAUGAAUUUGAUCAACUGAUCCCUAAAUGCAAUUGACACUCACUUCUCGAUGAAAAGCCUGGGUUCGAGAGAGUUCAACCGUCCUGGAGGGACAUUCCCUGCCGGAUACACGAUGGCAAGAGAAGUGGCAUGUCAUGUGCCUGGCGGGACUUUUGACUGAGGACAUUGAAGACAUAUUCCUAUUUGGAAUCAUUAUAACAGGAUUCUUGCUGAUCGGAGAUGGCUUGGCCCUGGUUUAUUGGAAAUUGAAGAAAGCACUGACAGCUGUUAUAAACCCCAGAAGGCUACCCGCUAUGAUCAAAGCUAUGGGUAGAGCUGUGAGUAGUCAGAACAACUGUAAAAUUCUGAUUUCCUGCAAAGGCUGUGGACUAUUGACUUUUGCUUAACUAGGUGAAAGGACAGUCUCUCAAGCUGAACACAGGAUACACAUACACAUGCACG
Molecule: messenger RNA, 2988 nt
Organism: Neolamprologus brichardi
Lineage: Eukaryota; Metazoa; Chordata; Actinopteri; Cichliformes; Cichlidae
Product: nuclear GTPase SLIP-GC-like
Molecular function (GO): GTPase activity
Source: RefSeq, a predicted model, not a curated record